AUGACACAGGUGGCAGUGCGUGUGCGACCAUUAAGCGGGAAUGAGGGCCCACGCAUCGUGCACGUUGUCAGCGAUAAGAUGUUGGUGUUAGAGGAGGAAGCAGACAGUCGUCGUGACGUGCUCCGACAACGGCGAAUCAACGACAAGCAUUAUAUAUACGACCGAGUUUUCAACGAGGACAGCACUCAGGAAGAAGUAUACGAAGCGAUAUGUGCGCCACUGGUGGGUGACACUUUACGCGGGAUCGCUGGUGCAGUUUUUGCAUAUGGAGCAACUGGAGCCGGAAAAACUCACACGAUGACCGGGUUGAUGUCUCGUGCGCUGAGUCAUCUCUUCACAAGCAUUGCUGAAAGCGAGGACCCUGAUGCAUUUGAGGUAAAGUUGUCAUACAUCGAGAUCUACAACGAAAACAUUCGUGACCUGUUUAAUCCUAGUGCGGGUCCGCUAGAGUUGCGCGACGAAGGUGGCAACGGGGCUCCUGUAGUAGCUGGUCUUAGCGAAGUGCGUGCACUAAGCUCAGCACACGUGGCUGAGCUACUAGCGCGUGGCGACCGCGCACGCACUGCGGAAUCCACACACGCAAACCAUCACUCUUCGAGGGGACACGCGCUGCUUAGCGUAUCAGUGUGUGCUAAAGUGGACGAAGGCAUACAGCGUGGACGCUUAUUUCUCAUCGACCUGGCUGGAUCUGAACGGGCCGGGCUGCGCGCGAGAAGGUUAGAGGGAGCUCAUAUCAAUCGAUCACUGUUAGCGUUGGGCAAUUGCAUCAUGGCUCUAUCCGGUGGAGCCAGGUACGUGAACUACCGCGACUCGAAGCUGACGCGGCUGCUGCGCGAGGUGCUAGGCGGGCGCUGUCGCACGGUGAUGGUGGCGCACGUGGCGCCCGGCGCCGCGCAGCGCGACACCACGCGCUCCACGCUGCACUACGCGCAGCGAGCCGCCACCAUCACUAACAGGGUCGAGCGCGAAGUGGUGGAGACUCCAAUGCAUCUAUCGCAAUAUCGAACCGUUAUAAAUGAGUUGCGAGAAGAAAUAUCUCGUCUGAAGGUUAAAAUGAAAGAUGAUCGUUCAAGAAGCAAGGAAGACUUAAGCAAAGAAGAAAUAAGUAGAGAAGAGUCAAUAGAGAAUUCUGCCCAUCUUAAGUCUCUACGUGAAGCCAUUGUAUCGACAUUCAAGCAGCAAAUGCGUCUGCGACGAAGGUUGAUGGAGCUGGAUAGCCAUUUAUUGGGGCUGGCACUGGACGCCGAGCGUCAGCACGCUGCCAUCUCGCACUGGGAGGCGCGGUUCAACCGACUGUAUAAGCCUAUCAGUAUUGGUACGAGGCUCAGCACACAACAGAGUUAUAGGGGCGGCACGGGUGGGACGAGUACGUCGUCGGGAUCGAGCGCGGCGGCCGGCGAGCGCGCGGAGGCCGAGGUGGCGGUCGAGCAGGCGUGGGCCGAGCUCGCGGCCGUCGAGCGCGAGCAAGAGGCCGCUCGGGCGGAACGCGCGCGCGUCGAGCGGCAGCUUGAGCAAGUGCGACUGCGCGGCGCGCAGCUCGAGCAGGAGCUGCCCGCGCACAUCGGAAACGGGCCGGAGCGCGAGGUGUUGGCGCUGGUGUGCCGCGUGCACGAGCUGGAGGCGGACAAGCUGGCGCUGCAGGGCGAGCGGGCGGCACGCGCGCACGACCUGCGCCGCCGCGACCUCGCGCUGCAGCGCCGCGACGCGCAGCGCCGCCUCUCCGACGAGAUCAUAACGCGCCAGCGCCGCGCACUCGAAGGUUCGUCGCCAGCUCACUGUACAACUACCCGCAGCAUACUGCGCUGGAAGGUACGUCGCCAGCUCACUGUGCGACUACCCGCAGCACACUGCGCUGGAAGGUACGUCGCCAGCUCACUGUGCGACUGUGCUGGAAGGUGUCGUCAGCUCACUGUGCGACUACCCGCAGCACACUGCGCUGGAAGGUACGUCGCCAGCUCACUGUGCGACUACCUGCAGCACACUGCGCUGGAAGAGUUGGGCGUAGGAAUAGAGCCCGAAUUAGGGCAAUUGUACGAGUUGUAUCAGCAAGAAAUUCAUGCCUCGACCUACACAGAAAGUAACGAUGUCUACACUCCGCCGGAUCUUUUGCCGCCUAUAUCUGCCAGCACUAUUUCGGAUAUGGGGUGGUCGGGAAGCUCGAGUGGGUCGGCCCGCGGCUCGAGCUCGGGCUCGGGCGGGACGCUGCCCUUCGACGCGCGCCUUCCGCGUCUGGCGCCCACACCGCGACCGCGCACUAAGUACGGUAAAGCAAGCGCAUCAACUCUGAAACGAUAUGCGAGUGAUGACAGUUUAGUAAUUGCGGCACCUCGUCGGAGCGACGAGGCAUCUUGA
Messenger RNA from Parnassius apollo (apollo), 2352 nucleotides. The record is from the annotation of a GenBank genome assembly. NCBI's taxonomy places the organism in Eukaryota, Metazoa, Arthropoda, Insecta, Lepidoptera, Papilionidae.